Nicrophorus vespilloides is the source of this 612-nucleotide messenger RNA. RefSeq names its product protein trunk-like. The transcript has a single exon. NCBI's taxonomy places the organism in Eukaryota, Metazoa, Arthropoda, Insecta, Coleoptera, Silphidae. The coding region runs from base 1 to 612 and encodes 203 amino acids. The record is from RefSeq and is a predicted model, not a curated record. Gene Ontology annotation, molecular function: signaling receptor binding.
AUGGAACUUGUAGUAUUCUUAGUUGUGUUAUUAUUAUUGUGCGAGAGCGCGUUUGGGAAGCCUCAGGAAUGCAGUGAAAUACCAGAAGAACUAUUGGGCCACAUGCUGGGAUCUUCCUACAACACGCGUUACAUGAGUAUAAGAAAGCCUAUUAAUAGUAGCCAAGUGCAGGUGGGCUGCGGGAAAAGGGAAUCACCGUAUGCACCGGCUUUUUAUGUGAACGAGACUUACGCUGAAGAGUUAAGCAAUAAACCAGCUUGGACUGUAGACCACAUUGCUGAUGGUCAUCUGUAUUUGAAGAGAGAAAAACGAGCGUUCGUGAGGAGACAACGUCAGUGGACUUGCAAAUCAAAAAUCGUAUGGUUCGAUUUAGGAGUCGACUACUUUCCGCGCUUUCUGAGAUCAGUGCAUUGCAUGGGUACGCCCUGCUGGUACGGUCAUCGAACCUGUAAACCUAAACCAUUUGUCGUAAAACUGUUGAAGAGGAGACGAAAUAAUUGCAAGUAUAUUAAACCUGGCGUUAAUAUAGGCCCCAUCCGCGUGACGGGUGGCCUUUUCGAUCUGUGGAUCUGGGAGGAAAGAUACGUGAACUUCUGCUGUUUCUGCAACUAA